Echinococcus granulosus is the source of this 390-nucleotide messenger RNA. RefSeq lists its product as hypothetical. The record is from RefSeq and is a predicted model, not a curated record. The transcript is spliced from 4 exons. The coding region runs from base 1 to 390 and encodes 129 amino acids. Lineage: Eukaryota; Metazoa; Platyhelminthes; Cestoda; Cyclophyllidea; Taeniidae.
AUGCCUUCCUACAUCUUCAGUUGCAACAAACCUAUUCAUCACAGAAGAAGAACAUUUGCUGUGAAUGGUUGGAGUUGUGGAGAUCCGCCAACGACUGGGGCUCAACAGUUGGAUAUAGGUAGCCCUCUUGGAACUGAGCAGAAGACAGGCAUGCAAAAUCACCCUGUACAACUUGGUCAAUUUUUUAGGUCCAAUUCAUUAACUAUUUGCUUCCAAUGGUGGAUAUUUUGGUUUGUAAAUUCGAACUCUGCAAAGGGAAAAAAUCGAUGUCAGAUGGCAGAAAUAUCGAUUUUUAAGGAAAAUCACAAAAAAGAAUUUAUUAAUGAUGGAGAAAAAGUACAUCAAAAUGCGCAUAAAGCUGAAGAGGAAAAAAAAAACGGCGAGACGUGA